Molecule: messenger RNA, 1593 nt
Organism: Durio zibethinus
Lineage: Eukaryota; Viridiplantae; Streptophyta; Magnoliopsida; Malvales; Malvaceae
Source: RefSeq, a predicted model, not a curated record
AACAAUUUCCUUUAUUGAAAAUUUAAAAUAUCAGCUUUCUAGCCGUUGAACCUCGGUCCCCCUUGUCUAUCUUUGCAACAACCAGACUGAAGCUCAUUCUUUGGUUUAAUCAUUUUUGCCUAUUAGAUUUGAACACCAAAUCAUCAAUUUUAUUUUUAUUUUUUCACAAACCAGAUCAAAUUUACAUCUGAAUCUUUUCUGGGUGGAAAAUAAAAGUGAAAAAGAAUGAAGAGUGUGAAAGGAAAGCUCUUGAAGAAGCUGAAAUCAAUCAAACCAGUUGAUUACCUAAAGCCAGAUCGAGUUCUUCAAGUAUUAGCAAUAGAUGGGUUUAUUGAUUCUUGUCCGAAGAUUCCAUAUCCCAACGAACAACCCAAGUUGUUCUGCAAAGAAUCAGAGCAAGGCAAGAUUAAAGACAGCUGUGUAACAGUUGAAGAACAGCCUGAAAUCAUUGAUGUAGCAGAGCUAAUGAAAGAUCUUGAAGCGGAAGACGACGAUGAAGAAAUGGAUUUGAAUGAUGAGGUUGAGGACAAAGAGAAUAAUAGGCCAACAAUGAAGGCAAAUAUUGAUGUAGUUGUUGAGAAAGAGAAUGUGAAUGUGAAUGUGAAUGUGAAUGUUCCCAUGAAACUUGAGACGAGGAAAUUUAUGCAGGACGCCCCAUUAUCAGAGAUUGAUGUCUCGUCGUUUCGGAAACCGGAUUUGAAUUCUUGUACACUCUUUGACCCUAACCUACUGGCUGCCUUCGAACAAGCGGUGAAGGAGCAUAUGAAGAUGAGUGAAGAAGAGAGAAAAGCAAGAAUAUUUGAGCAUGAGAAUGUUCAUGAAAACAGCCUUGAAAAGAGCGAAAACGAGCCCCCAUAUAAAACUCGUCGGAUUGAUGAUAAUGUUGAUGGUGUUGAUGGUGAUGGUGAUCCACUGUUGGAAUAUGUAGAGAAGUGUCCUCCUGGAGGUGAUGGAUCAGUCAUUCUUUACACAACGACUCUCAAGGGAAUAAGAAAGACUUUCGAGGAUUGCAACAGCGUUCGGUUUCUGUUGGAGAGUUUCGGGGUGAUUUUCUACGAAAGAGAUAUGUCGAUGCAUACAGAAUACAAGCAAGAGUUGUGGAGGAUUUUGGAUGGAAAAGUAAUGCCACCAAGGCUUUUCAUAAAAGGGAGAUAUAUUGGUAAAGCUGAAGAUGUUCUUGCUUUGCAUGAGCAAGGGAAGCUUAAGGUGCUCUUUCAUGGCAUUCCUGUUGAUAGAUCCAAUGGCCCUUGUGAAGGCUGUGCUGGAUUCAGGUUUGUACUUUGUUUCAAGUGCAAUGGUAGUCAUAGAAUCAUUGCUGAUGAUGGGUUGUCGAGUAAAUGCCUGCAGUGCAAUGAGAAUGGUUUGAUUAUUUGCCCCUUCUGCAGCUGAAAAAGAUUGUAACUGUGUUUUUUGCUUGCAUUCUCUUGAUUCUAUUUCUUUUUGGGUGUUAUUAUAGCCAUUCUUUUUCGAUUUCUUUGUUAUUUUUGAACAGGAAAUGGAAAUUGCAGAUACUACUGUAAAAGUGAUAAAUAUAAUUAAUCUAUCAUGAUUUGGAUCUUUCAAAAUUCAACAUUCUCUUCAGAUUCAGACAUA